Messenger RNA from Ruditapes philippinarum (Manila clam), 3750 nucleotides. RefSeq lists its product as uncharacterized. Gene Ontology annotation, biological process: regulation of microtubule polymerization or depolymerization; microtubule depolymerization; neuron projection development. Bases 276 to 1247 code for a protein of 323 amino acids. Gene Ontology annotation, molecular function: tubulin binding. The transcript is spliced from 3 exons. NCBI's taxonomy places the organism in Eukaryota, Metazoa, Mollusca, Bivalvia, Venerida, Veneridae. The record is from RefSeq and is a predicted model, not a curated record. Gene Ontology annotation, cellular component: cytoplasm; neuron projection.
CACGUAUAUGUAUGAACAGUAAAAACGGAGGGUAUCCGAACACUCGAUAAUCUUAAAUAUUAUAUGGUUUAACGUACAUGACUGAAUUCCAUUGAACCUGAUAAACAGAACAAGAAAUGAACAGAUAAAUAUCGUUUUUUAAACUUAAAAUACAAACAAAUAUACACAGGUUUCAAUGAUUUUGGACUUUUGAUUAACAUCUUUUAAACUAACUGGAAUACAAAGUGAUUUUUAUAAUAGUGCAAACUGAUAAGUUUAUUUAAAAUUCAACAGAAAUGGGUUGUAAACAGUCUAAACAGGUUCGAGUUCAGCCAGUCGGGGCUGCCGAAAUGAAAUCCGGGAAACUUAAGAACUGUAUGAGUGAAACAGACGCAGGGAUCGAACCUGACAUCAACGAUAACAGACGCCGUGGAAACCGCAACAAAUCGGCUAAAAAUAAGAGAGCUAUGGGUUCGAGUGACUCGUUGGACGAUGGUAUGGGCUCGGACAGAGGUGGGUCUGCAGGGUCGAAGAAAAGUCACGAUUCUGGGCUAGGUGAUUUAGGAGAAUACAACCAAGGAUUUAUAACUGAGUAUUCCGACCCUGAUAAAGUUAAAGAAAUUGAAAAUCAGUUUAAAGAAAGGGAAGACCUAGAAUUAGGAAUAACCGGUACCGCUUUACCUACAAGAAAUAGCGCCAAGGAUAAGGCCCGACUGGAAGAAUCCAUGAUUUUACAAAAACUAAGGGAAGAGGGCCUCAUCUCAAAAACAAACAGUGAGAAAAAGACCGGAGUUGCGUUCGAAAUUGUAGAGAUGAAUGGAUCAAAACUACCGGCAUUACCUCCCUUGAAACUUGCUAAAAUAGAAAAAAGAAGAAAGAAGAAACGUGUUCUGACAGAGGAAGAAAUCCAAGAAAAAUUAGAACGUGCAGAAGAAAGAAGAAAGAGAAAAGAAAAGGCCCGUCUAGAGAAAAUCAAGGAAAUGGAUAAAGCGGAUCAAACAGCCGCUUUAUCAUCAUUCCAAGACUAUCAGAAAAAGAAGGAAGAACAAGUAACUCAGAAAAUGGACAGUGUAACAGACAAACGCGAGCGUCGUCUGCAAGAAGUCAGAGAAAAGCAGCUGGAACGCGAAAGAAGACGCGAGGAGGUGCGAAGGCGCAAGAAGGAGCGACAGGAAAUGGGAUUAACGGAACAAGAAGGAACUGGUGAAAAUGUUAAAGACAUAUCUGAACUUUUAGACCGACAAGAAACUCCUAUAGUACCCGUAUGAGCUUAGUCAACUUAAAAUAAUUAGUUUCGUUUUUAUAAUACAUAUAGUUGUGUUUUAGCAGCCAUGCUUCAGAGAGACUUGCAAAACAGGCGACUUACCUGAAAGGUGCUUUACAUGCUAGGAUUCAGGGAUUGGAUUGGUAAAGUUAUACGGAACACUAUGUUAUACGGUUCGACUAAGUUGUAACUGGUUAUACGGAUUAUACGGAUGGCCCGUAUAACAUGAACUUUGACUUUUCGAAAUUUCGAGUUGGAAUAAAAUAACUGGUCCGCCAUUGAUUAAUUUUAAACUUUUAAAUCAGAAUCGACAGUUAUGCCGGAAUAUUGAUUUUGAAAUUAAAUGUGUACGUAAAUCGUAUAGCAAAUCUUUUAAUCAGUUUAAGUGUGAAAAUGUCGUUUUUUGUCUGAAACAGGUCUAAUCACGUACAAUUUAAAAUGGCGGGUAACGACCGAUCAAUCGGUGGUAGUCUGUCACGCCAGACAGUAUUAGAUUUUAUUUGACAGCUUAGUUUAUAGCACUUGAUGACUGUCAAAUAAUUUUUUAUGUAAAAUAUCUGAUUUAAUUGGUCAUUUUUAUAGGAUUUUUUAUAAAUAAGUUUUAGAAUCAUGGGAUAUUUUAAAUUUAGAUUUCUAUUAGAUUAUUGUUACUGUUAUGUAUAUAUGUAUAUUUAUAACGCAUUAUGUUAUGUUUGUUACAUUAAAUUUUAUGAUACAUUCAUGAUACGUACAACAAAUAUUACGUUUUAAUUGGUGGAAUUUUAUGUUGGUAUUAUAUACUGUAUGUCAUAUUCAUGACAAAUCACAAAUAUUUAUCGCAUACAAACAGUAUUACCAAAGCAAAUGGCAUGUAUACAUGUUUAUAAAACAAAUACGUGAUACUGUAUUUCUAUUGGAUCGAUAAACUAUAUUAUUGUAAAAUUUUAAAUGAAAGUGUAUUUAUUCAUUGUUUGCAGUUGUCAAAAACCGCUUUGUUCAGUAUUAAUUUUGUUAUUUUAUACCCGUGGCGGGCUUUAAGCCAAAUGCUUACGUCACAUUGUUUAAUAAAUUAUAUUAUAAUUACAACAUUUUUAAGAUUAUAUCUAAGUAUUGUGGAUAAGAUAUUCAAAUCAAAAGAAUAUAAAAUAUCUUAUCAAUUAAAGCGUAAACUUACAUAAACAAAACGGAGUUAAAUUAGUUAUAACUCGAAUUUGUAAGCGAAAUGUUGGGGGGGGGGGGGUUGGUUUGACAAAUUGCGGGUGAGAGGCGGAAUGUUUUAAUUCGUUGCGUUUAAUAAGCUCAGUUGAUAGAUAUAUCAAGAUAGGGGAAUGAGUAUGGGGAUGGAAAGGGAUGGGGGCGUAGAGAAACUUUGUAGAUAUUCAAGUGUUGCGAUAAACCGUCGUCGGAUACCCACGGCCGAACCAUUAACAUUUAUGAUUACCUGUUAUAUUACAUGCUAAUCAACCGUGGGUAUCCGACGAUGAGCGGCAAACCUGAACAGUAUUAAGCUAAGUAGAUAGCUGGUAUAUAAUAUGCAGAAAGAAGUCCAUGUCACGCAACCUAAUUUAUAAUGCAUAAGGAUUUCGCCAAUGUUUGCCACUAUCACCACUAAAUGAAUAACAAUGAAAAUCAGGACACUGUUCCCACGCCAGUACUUCUCUACUAAAUAUCGUACUUCAUUAUUUAUCAACAAUAGGAACAAUUUGUAGAGUAAAUAAAUAAUAGAUGUACAUGUAUAUACUUCAAACAAUUAGUUAAAUCAAUCCGCUACGCUAAUCUAAUUUCUAGCCGCAAUGUCCUUUGUCAGCUUCCGUAAAAAAAUCUAAUAUGAUAUCGAUCUCAGGUUUAUCAGUAGUCGACAUAUUUUAGGGUCGUUUUUGGGCAGAUUGUGGGGUUCUUUUUCAUGGGACAGAAUUUCGGAGUUAUUUCCCAUACACAAACAAACAUAAGUUUUACCCAUUUACAGAGACUCUCGUGCUCAUAAAGUUAAAGAGUAUCGACGUUUUCAUUGAGGAAACGUUUUAUUUCAUUUAUUAUUUAGUGUAGCAAAGAAAGAAAGAAAGAAAGAAAGAAAGAAAGAAAGAAAGAAAGAAAAGAAAGAAAGAAAGAAAGAAAGAAAGAAAGAAAGAAAGAAAGAAAGAAAGAAAGAAAAAAAGAAAGAAAGAAAGAAAGAAAGUCAUAAAUGUAAAUGACUAAUCAUUUUUGACUGACGUGUCACAUAUUACAUAUUUAAAAAAUAUAUUUAUUUAUUUAUUUUCGCUUUUUGUUAAACCUUUAAAUUCAGUAUACAAUGUGAUAUUAGAUGUCUAGCAUUUUGUUUGUUAUUGUUUUCUGUGUAUAUAUAAAUCGUGUUUCAUUAUGUAUAUAAUUUUCAUAGUUUAUAUAUAUUAUAUACAUUUGUUUGGAUAGUUGAGAUAUAAGGAGGAUAUUCUAUAAAGAGAGGUAUUAUUAUGUAAAUGGGUGAUUAUCAUUGUCUGUGCAUUCUGUAAUGAAUAAUCUGUCAUAAUAAAUCUAUUUAUUUAUUUUAA